Molecule: messenger RNA, 6444 nt
Organism: Portunus trituberculatus (swimming crab)
Lineage: Eukaryota; Metazoa; Arthropoda; Malacostraca; Decapoda; Portunidae
Exons: 8
Coding region: 1349-4936 (1195 amino acids)
Biological process (GO): monocarboxylic acid transport; transmembrane transport
Molecular function (GO): monocarboxylic acid transmembrane transporter activity
Source: RefSeq, a predicted model, not a curated record
GUGUGUGUGUGUGUGUGUGAUUGAGUGGAAGCGAAGUCUGUGAACUGGUAGUGAGGAGAAAGACGCGUGUGAUAACCGCGUGAUGAUCUGUCAAUCAGUCAGUCAGGUGUCAUGCUGCGGGCGUCACAUAUCCAGUGAUUAUGGCUGAGCAGAAAAGCCAAACACCCCAUCAGCCACGUCACGUUUCCUCCUCCGGCGACAACAGCUCACGGGGCACCGCAGCUCAGCACCACAACGAGAAAUACCAGAGGAGCUCGUGAAGUGCAGUGAAAAGGAAGUGUCAAGGGUGUUUCAUGGGGUGGUGCGUCUUGCCACAACCUUCAGUACGCUUUGUUGCCAAACAGUGAAGGGCCUUGCUGCCUGAGCCCCGCCCCCUCCUGGACCUUGCCGUGGCCUCGAACACCUGGACCUGAUGGGCGUACCGAUGAGGGCAAGACUUAUAAGAAGCGUUGAAUGAAGCAGUGAGGCGGAAUCGUGUGUCUGUUGCGUUCGUGCGUGUGUGUGUUUGUGUGCGUGGCGUGCCCAGCGGAAAGGACGAACGAAAGAACACACACACACGUACCUACGCACAUAAGAUUAUCACGCACGUACAUAGAUACACGCCGAUAAACGGAACGAAUAACUGAGCUGGAGUGAUAAGAGUGACAAUGACGGAAGUGAGACGGAAAGUGUGAAAAAUAGAAAAAAAUAAAUAAAUACAGUGCAAGAAGUCAGUUACGUGCGUGGUGAAUCCUCCCACGCAAAACUGAGUGCAAAAGUGCGUGUUAAUACUGUUUGUCGUGUCUAUGCAAGGUAUCCUAUGCACUAGAAACUUAAGACUCCCAAGGUCUCCCCAAUCCCUCCCUGUCCCCACGCCCUGAGCCCCGCCUCCCCUCCGCCCACCGUCGAGUUUAUGGCCCCACCACCUGAAGCCUUCCCCACCCACAGGGCGGAGUGUGAUGGCCGGGUUGGGGUCCUGUGAGGGCGUGCUGCUCCAGGUGCUGGCACCGUGGGCUCUGGCCCCUUCCCCUCCUCCCAGUCGCUGCCCAUCCCAACACCACUCACAAUCCCAGCUUCGCUUCACCUCACCUUGCCUGGCCUGCUCCGGGGACACCAUCGGUGGCAGCUCUGUGCCUCUCGUGUGUGGAGUGACUCCCGGCCCUUUUAGGACUUCUUGCCCCGCCGCCCCCUGGUCCGUCAAACUGACCCGUUGUGAGAGUGCGGAUCUAAGUGUAGAACCUUUAUUAACACUUAACUUAAAUAACUGGUCUGAGUGUGGCCGGCUAGCAUUGGUGAAGUAGAUGAGUGAAUUGAGUGACGCGCUGCGUGGCUUGUGUUGUGUUCGUGAGCGUGUUGAACACGGGGUUACAUGUCAGCAGUGGAUGUAGUGAGUGGGCCGGUGCAGGUGGCGGGCAUGGAUGACGGGGCCGCGGAUGGAAUGGGUGCUGGGGACUCGGAUCAAGAUGGUGAAUUACUGUACAGUGCCAGGGAUGCCCGUGUAGGGGUAGCACUGAGCCCAUCCAAGGCCAUCCCUGUCACAGUCUUUGGGUCCCCAGGGCACUCACCCCAGUACCAACAUGGCUUAACACAAUCAGUGGGUGUGGCCACAGUCAAGGGUAGCUGUGUUGUGCCAGUGAGCCAAGAGGGGCAUGGUGAUGCUGAGAUGUGUCUGGCAGGAAACUUCAGCAGUUUAGGAGGCCUCGGUGAUAAGUCAGGUGGUGUCUACAAGGAAGUGCCAUCAUCCUGCGAAAGUUUCUGCAAUGGCGAGACAACCAGUGGUGGUGAGGAGUGCAUCUCAAGAACAAUGGUGGACAGCAGCACACAGACGGGGCCUGGCUGGGAGGAGGGUGCUCUUCUGGCUGCCAGAAGUAGAAGGAACCAAGGCCUGGAGGAGGCUAUCAACAUUGAUGAGCUGGAGGUUCCUGAGAAGAGGACUCAGGAUCGUGAGUCACAGGCCGGAAAAAGCUGUCUGGAGGCUGGAAGGUCACUUGCAUCAAAAAUAUCAUUAGUUCAAAGGAGACAGAAGCAGUGUAACUCUGACUACUCGUCGCUGUCAUCAUCAGACUCGCCUCGGGUCAGCGACACCAGUAACAGGAGUGACUCGGGUAACAGUCCCGGCAGUAGCAGCAGCAGCAGCAGCACCAAUGGGGCUUCCAGUAAAACCAGGGAAUCUAAAUUUAAAAAAGUUACCUGUGGUGAGCUGAGUCCCAUUGCAUCGUGCAGUGGGGAAUCCAGUGUUCCUGUGGGGCUGAAUGUGUCAGUCAGUCUCUCCCCUGAUCCUAGUGGUUCAGUCGGCCUCUCUCCUGAUCCCAGCAUGAAGGAUUUAGGCGGCCGCAGCCCCUGCACACCGACUAGUGGCUGUCUGAAGGCAGGAACACGGGCACCCAGCGGUGCCCAUGUCCAGUUCCACACGCCUUAUGACAAAGAGGAAGAUGAGGAGCAGCAGCGGCUACUGCAUGACACCUUGGUGACACAAGGCGGCCAGGUAACCCUGAAAAAGGCUCCAUGUGGUGCCUCUACCCCUAAUAAUGGGGAUCAACUACCACGCCUCUUGACAAAGCUGCCCGACACUUCCCCCUCAGAGAUCAAUUCCAGUCUUUCAUUAUCCAAAAAGUGGCGAGGCCGCCACAUAUCAGGGUCGAGCAGUCUCAGCCUGGGCUCCAGCUCCAGCAGUUCUGGCAACUCUGGGGCAACGGAGCUUGAGAGGCGUGCUCCGGAUGGCGGAUGGGGCUGGGUGAUCGUGGCAGCAUCCUUCAUGGUGCACUGCAUCGCUGAUGGCAUCACCAUGUCCUUUGGUGUGUUUUUUGUGGAGCUGCUCAAUUACUUCAAUGAAGGGAAGUCUCUCACAUCAUGGGUAGGCAGUCUGUUCAUGGCCAUUCCUCUCCUGGCAGGACCACUUGCCUCCAUCCUGACCGACCGCUAUGGCUGUCAGACAGUCACCAUCUGCGGGGCAUUGGUGGCCUGUCUGGGCUUCUUUGUCAGUGCCUUUGUCAACACAAUUCCUAUGCUGCUGCUGACAGUGGGCGUCAUCACGGGACUGGGGCUGGCAGUGUGCUACGUUGCUGCCAUUGUUAUUGUUGCAUUUUAUUUUGAGAAGAAGCGUUCUCUGGCCACAGGCAUUGCCGUGGCAGGGAGUGGCAUCGGUACCUUCCUGUUCGCGCCACUCAUUCAGUACCUGAUGGACCACUGGGGAUGGCGGCUGUCCUUCAUCCUGCUGGCCGGUGUGAUGCUCAACAUGGUAGUGUGUGGGGCGCUCAUGAGGGACCUGGAGUGGACGCCUCGCCACUCAUCCUCCACCAACCGUAAUGUCCGUGCCACUCCAGCUCCCAGCAGUCACCGGGGCUCCACCUCACACUCCUCGGAGACUGUUGGGGUACGCGGUGGCAACCUUGCACUGCCCUCAUUGGAUGAGCUGCGGCGACUAGUGCAGUCAGGGGAUGUGGCAGCUUUGCUCUCACCAGAGGAACAUCCUGCCGAGACAUUGAGAGGAUCGGCUUCGAUGGUGCUGCUGCCAACCUUCCUCAGUCGCUCCCAUGCGCUGCCCCCUGAUGUCAUCCCGUGCCUCUCCUCACGCACCAAUGCUUACGAGGUGGUGUCUCAGAUGUACCCACAUCUGCUGUCCCACUCCCUCUCAAGCACCCUGGAGCAGGUAUUGCCACAAGGCGAGAAGAAGUCACAAAAAUCACAGACCCACAAAGAAAAGAUGUCAGAGUAUGCCUCAACCACCAUCACCAGCAUUGGUUCCUCUGGGGGCUACAGUCAGGACCCAAGGGCUGCUGCUCAUCGUGAGGCACAGCCCUCUGAUACCGAUGACACAACUCCCAGCUCAGUCCCGCCUCCUGCCCCCCGCGACAUUCCUCAGCCAUGCAAGCUUGAUUUACAGAUAGGCUUCAGCCCUGAGGAUGACGGUGAUGAGGCUGACAAUGAGGAAGAGAAUGAGGACCAGCAGGAGCGAAUGGCAAUGCUGGCCGGGAGUCGCCCACCCAGGGGUCCGAGGCAACCCGGCACACGUAGGAUCUCUUCUGGCUGCAUGGGGGCCAGCUCUCCCCCACCCCCUGCUGCUCCCCUCCGUAACAUGAGGAUCAACAGGCAAUCCAUGACCUACCGUGGCGCCAUGCUCAAUAUUCAGCGCUACCGUCUCAGGGCGUCCUCCUGCCCAGACAUUUAUCGCAACUCCAUCAUCACCAUUGCCAAGGCGCAGGAUGAGGUGGGCACCUAUGCUGACUGGACUUACCUAGAUGACAUGGGUGAGAUGCUGACAGCCUGUGUGGACGUCACCUACUGCAUGGAUGCCUCCUAUCUGGUGUUUGCCGUGUCCAACUUUGUGCUGUACGUCUUCUAUGACACUGUGUACAUGUACUUGACAGACUAUGCACAGGGUGUGGGCAUUUCAGCAGAUGACAGUGCUAACCUGAUUUCAGUCAUUGGAAUCCUGAACUGUCUUGGAAUGGUUGUCAUGGGAUAUGUGGGAGAUCGCUCGUGGUCUUCCCCGGUGCUGAUUUACAACAUCUCAAUGGUGGUGUGUGGCCUCAGUGUGCUCGUCAUGCCCUUCAUCACCAAUUACUGGCUCCUGGCGCUAGCAUCAGCUGUAUUUGGACUCUUUAUAUCUGCAAAUUAUGCUCUGACGUCAGUGAUUGUGGUGGAGCUGGUGAGUCUGGAGGCGUUCAGCAAGGCGUAUGGGCUGCUGCUUCUAAUCCAGGGUCUUGCCAACCUGAUUGGCCCUCCUCUUGUAGGGUUCAUUGCAGACACAACAGGUAGCUACGUGAUGCCGUUCGUGGUGUCGGGCCUUUUCAUCGUGUUCUGUGGUCUCAUCCUGAACCUGAUCCCACUAAUCAAGCGUUGCCGUGGACAAUACUCCUCCUCCACCUCGUCCCCAGUUUGCACUCCUAAGAAUGGCUCUCCCACUGCCACGCCACUUCACAACUUUAAGCAGAAACCAAAACCAAUACAGUUGUGAUGCAUUUGUGGCCUUCCUGUGGGGCACCAAGGUAAUGAUUGUGCCAAUGCUGGUCACCCAAAUACACGCAGUAAGAAGUGUGACGCAAGGAAGGGUGGGAAUAUGCUGAUAAUCUUUGUUCAAGAAGCUUUCAUUACACUUAGGCUUUCAAAUAAAACAAAGUUGUACAAAUACUGUAAUUAUGAUCCCCUCAAGAUUUUUGGCUCACAAGUGUAUGUAAAGUAAUGCAUGAAAUAAGAGUCUUUUGGCAUGCUCAUUCCUAUUCCUUGUAUUAAUAUGAUGUGUCCAUAUUUAGAAGAGUUUUCAUGUAGAAGGUAACCUGAUCUGUAAGAUGGAAGCCUACAUUCAGUUUCUUCUCUUAGUUCACUCUUUAGUUGGUACAUAGUUGAGGUAGGAGAAACUACUAGGAAUUUUCUCCACAAGUGAGAUUGAAGACUUUGGUGCAUGUAGAGAGAAUCAUCUGUAGUAAUGUCAGCAUAGCUUUGAACGACUCCACCUGCCUGCCACCUGAGGCCACUGGCAGGGCUCCCAGCUGGACCAGCUGUGCUCUUCCUUUGUGGCAGAUACAAACUCAUGAUUCUAGUUUUAUACUGUAAACUUGUUCUUUAUUUUGGUUUGUUUACUUUCCAAAAUGCAUAUUUAUUAUACUUUAAUUUAGUUAAAAAUGGCAUUUCUAUAUGUGGGUAUGAAAAGUAAAUACUAUAUUCAAUAAAACACUUAGAAAUAAUUUUCUAAAGCUUAUAUAUUUUAUGAAAAUGUAUGAAUCAUUCCAUAAUUAAAAUAUGAAUGUAGAUAUUUAAUUGGAAAUGUUAAUGAAGUUAUGCAUUUACCUAAAAAGGUAUUUCCAUCUCAUUAAAUUGCUUACAAGAUACUUUAUCAUUAUUAAGCAAACUGCCAUUGUGCAGCUAAAACUUCACUGUGUAACUGUUUGUCUCUGGACAUCAUAAGUCUUGCAUUGACAGCAUGGCAUUAGUCAUAACUCUGCUAUUCUACACAGGAAGAACUGUGACCACUGUGACCACAACGCUUUGUUUUAAAAUGAAGGGCUUGGGGGUCAAGGCACCAUUAUUCAUUAUCAGUUCUUUGAGUUUGACUCAUAAGUGUUGUGUGUCUUGGGUUGUUUGCCUACUGUUCCAGGAACCUCUUUCAGACUUUAUUAGUAACCAAGAAUACCUUGCAUGAAUUGACCAGUUUAAAAUCACCACUAGUCCUAGCAAUUUAACAAAUAUAUAGUGUAUAUUUCAGGAAUGAUAAGUAUGAUCCAGUCUACAAUAUACCUAUAGAUUUUGAUAAGAAGGGUGACAUUUCUUCAUUUGUAUACAUUUGUUGCAAGUUUUUUGCAUUAUCACCUAAGGAUGUUAAUGUCAGUUACUUUUGAGUUGCUCAUCUAUUUGUGUGACUUCCCUCCAUCUUGUAAUAGUGAAGCCUGCUUUAUUUCAACAUGACAAAUAUUUUUAUAUGUUUUCUUGUAAAUAAUUUGUACAGUAUACAAAUAAGUUCAUAAGUAA